GAUUAAUGUAACAGCCUGUAGAUUAUAUUUGCUCUUUCAUGACAGGAUGCAUAUUUGAGAAACAUGUAGAAAAUUGGGAAUUGAGGUGAAAUACACUGUUAAAUCAUUUUCCAAGAAAUCCUUUAAUUUGAAGGAGCGGCUUUUUUUAAAGCAGCGAAAAGGGAUAGGAGCCGGGAAUUUCUGGAGGCGGGGCAGGGAGUUUAGAUUCGCUUUUAGUCGCAGUGGGUGGCGGUGAGUCAGUGAGAAGGUAAUGUAAUGCUGCAUGAUAGCAGUCGUAAAGGAAACUGUUGCACGUUGAUAGCGAACUCUAUGCAGGUUCCAGCGCUUCUGCUCAAAUAACGAGUUUUGUCAAGUCUGUGCCUUUCAUGAUGCAUAUUUAGUAAAGUGGCAAAGACAAAAAGCGCAGGAUGAGCUGCUGUAGUCGUCUUAGCUUCCUUCUAAUUAUUUUGGGUUUGAGCAUUUCUUGCUGUGGAGCUGUUGAGGAAAUCACUAAAUGUGGACUCAGGUGUUCUCAGGGUCUCCAAUGCAAAAGCAAAAACAUGACCUUUAGUGACCCGGACCGUCCCUGCCGUAAGCGUCUGUCAUCCCUGCCCUCAGAAAUUGUGGAGGAUCUCAAAAUAUUUACAGUGUUGAAAUGCAUAAAGGAGAGGCAAUGUUCCACACACCUGAAAGUUAAAGGGACAUUGAUAAUUAAUGAACAUAUCCGUGGUGUGGAAAUGUGCUCCAUUUCAAUGAACACUUUACAAUACCAAUGUGUUGUUGUGAAAUUCAAUAAACAGGCAUAUAAGAAGUUUACAGCACGUUCUGUAGAAAUUGAAUAUGACUGUUUCAGGGCUGCAGUGGCUGAAUAUACUUAUGUGACACUUACAACAAUCCCUUACUACUGUGAUGUCUUUAUAAAACAGGUGCACCAAGUAGGAGAUUGCACUAAUAAAGAGGUUGGAAGAAAUAUUCCAACUUGCAUAGCUGGUAAAUUAGACUAUGUUAUUCACAAAACACAGAAGAUAUUAUCUGUUCAAGUUUCUGACUUCGUAGAAGAUUACGCCUACAAUGUGCGUUUGUGCCACAAAUGGUUUAUUUGUGAAGAUUUGGGAAUCAAUGCAUUGAUUAAAGUCCAAGACUCUAAAGAGGUCACCUUGCCAUACUCUCAGCUGUUGCCCUGUUUGUGUAUUGAGGGCUGGUCAGUGCUGCCUGAUGCCAGGAGGGUACAACUUUGCCCAUUUAAAAACUAUACAGCUGAACUCUGGAAUGGCAUAACAUAUGAUCAUGUAACACAGGAGUUGGCAUGGGAACUGGCCUGCCCUGUGGAGGUUGGUGUAAACCUCUGCUGGAUGACUGGGAGCAAUGACCAUUGCAUUGAUCUACAAGACUCCUUCUACAAAGUACAACAAAAAGUCAGGUAUUCACGUGUAGAUCCACAUCCAAGGCUCUGUGUAAAGUUUACCACAGAUGAGGGUUUUUGGGUCAGAUGUCCUUUUGCUUCUGGAUAUAUACCAGUUUGGAACAUGAGUACUGAUGGGCAGUUGGAGAAGCUGCAGCUUACGUUCAUGACUCAGGAUAAGGCUGAAUUCAAGAUGGCUCUGUGCAACAGAACUGCACCCCACAAGUGUGAACCACUAAAGGAGCUAUAUGUUACGGCAAAUACAAUUGGGGCCCAUUCUAGGGUUUUUAACUUGUCUUAUGAAGAAUGUGGCAGCAAUUUUUGUGUGCAGGGAUGGCGAACGGAUAUAGAAUACUCUGCUCGGAUUCAGUUCUGCAACAUAAUGUGCAAAUUAAAUUCUACAGGUGCUUCCUCACAGUAUAUCUGGCCAAUUGCAAUCACUGUGAUUUUAUUGAUUCUCGUGACUGUGACGCUUUUUAUUGGAUACAUGUUCUGCAGAGUUCUUCAUCAGCCUUACAGAAAAGUGUUUCUGCAUUCGACCCAAUCGUCCAAAAGAACGUCUGUGGACAUACAAGGAACCUCUCCCUUCUGAAGGUUUUGCCACCUACAUUGAGCUAAUCAAAGGUUUUGCGACGUUCCUCUGUGAGAUGAACAGAGUUUAUUCUAAGCUGCUUGUGUGAAAGAAUGCUUUGGAGCAUCAACAGAUGUCCUAUUAUUUAUUGCAGCAGAAGUUUUCCAUGAUUAUGGAUUCAAAUGUUAUUCACAUUUGAUCAGAAGUGUGCAGAGAAAAACUUCAAUGCUUAGUUAUGAAAAAUGGAAAGACAGAUAAGCUUAAAACUGGAUAUUUUGCUAUUAUACUUCUUGUUUUCAGGUCUCAAGGUUCAGACAAAUCCAUGUGUAGCUAUUCAUUUGACUGGCCUACUCUGAAUCAAGCAUAUGCACAUUAUUGACUGGUGCUUAUAAAUGUAGAACACAGGACUGUUUUUCAUCUUUUGCCAUUAGAAUAGUGAUUUCUUGUGGCUCGGUGGUAGCAGCGGAGAAAUAAGUUCGCCCCCCCCCCUUUUUUCUUGUGAAUUCAUCCAUGAGUCCAGGGGUGAUGUAAAACUGAGUCAUUUAGAUUCUGCAGGGAAAGCCAUAUCUUUGCCUGGUAAAGAGAAUUGGGAAGAUUUCUUUCUCUGCAAAAAGCCAAUCCCUUUUCUUAUAUUCUCCAAAACAUUAGUAACAUUAAUGGAAGUGCAAAAUGUGUUCAAGAUGCUCAGGUGCUAGUUCUGUUCUCGAACCAGGAUAUAUCAUCCGUGAACCCUUGGAGUACUAGCUGUAUUUUUUUUAAUGCGUAUGUAUUUUUUGAAGACCUUUUCUGUGUCGAUCUAUUUGGAAAAAAUAAACUGUUUUAGUGACAAGUGUACAAUGCUCAAAUGAAUGUAUUUUAAGCUAUAACGUAACACAGGACUGAAUUAAUUAAACAGAUACAUUAAGUAUGUAAUUUGUCUCCACUAGACAGCUAUUACAACCAACUGUCAAAAAUAACUUGUGUAACAAGGUUGUAUUUGCUAAUGUGUUAAAUUAAAAAAGAAAUGGCAUUUUGAUAUUUGAAAAUAUACUGUUAAGCAUUGUAUUAUAUUUUAUCUGAACAUCUUUUCCUUUUAGGAAUUUUAUUUCUCAAUGCUACACCAUACAGUGAAACAAGUAUUUGUGAAUAUGCAGCUUGGAAUUGUGCAGUUUAUAGAGGUUUAAUUAAAAUGUUAAGAGACCUCUAUGUAAAAAUAAAAUCUUUAUAUUGUUCAGUAGAGCUUGUAAUUUUUUUGUAUGAACCAUAUCCCUUACUACAUUAAGGAACAGUUUUGCAAAAGAUCUCAAGGUAAACAAUACAAGAUAUAUAUAUCAGAUAUGAUACAACCAUUUUAAUUGACCAUAAUUUGACAAAUACCACACUGAUUUAUUCUUAGACAUAUUAAAAAGUGAAAAUGCUUUAAGAGGUUGUGGUUUCACUGUGGUCGUCUUGAUGACUGAAAUAUUUUCUCUAUCUGUAUUCAUAAACUGAAAAUGCAUUGGUAAGAGGAUGGGAGAGUACAAGCUAAUUAAUGUAUUAACUUGUCACAUUUUUAAUUGUGUAAAUAUAGAAUUCAUAUUACCAAUUUACUAAGAGUAUGAAUUUGAAUCCAUCCCAAUUUAAAAAAAACACAAAUAAAAGAGAAACUUAUUUUUUA
Carcharodon carcharias (great white shark) is the source of this 3588-nucleotide messenger RNA. Its product is annotated as putative interleukin-17 receptor E-like. The coding region runs from base 408 to 1973 and encodes 521 amino acids. The transcript has 18 exons. The record is from RefSeq and is a predicted model, not a curated record. Gene Ontology annotation, molecular function: interleukin-17 receptor activity. NCBI's taxonomy places the organism in Eukaryota, Metazoa, Chordata, Chondrichthyes, Lamniformes, Lamnidae.